Messenger RNA from Pezoporus occidentalis (night parrot), 4019 nucleotides. It is a transcript of the gene DNAJC5B, whose product is annotated as DnaJ heat shock protein family (Hsp40) member C5 beta. Lineage: Eukaryota; Metazoa; Chordata; Aves; Psittaciformes; Psittacidae. The coding region runs from base 1052 to 1642 and encodes 196 amino acids. The record is from RefSeq and is a predicted model, not a curated record. The transcript is spliced from 7 exons.
UUGCAGUGGAAUCCAAGCACAAACUCACUGACUUUAAUGGAUUAUGGCGUUCCAUGAAUUCAUUUACAGGACUUCAGUCCACACAAAACGGCACUGGGGCUCCAUGACAAGAUUUCAGUAUUGGAACACUGAAGGGUCAGGGACUGGAUACAGCCAGCUCCAAGACAGACCUACCACAGGAUGCAGACAAGCCCAUCAGCCAAGCUGGUGCCACCUCUGGGAAAACAGACUUAAGAAAGAGCAGAACACUGUGUGGCAGUGAGAAGUGAGGGAAAGUGUGAGGAACAGCCCUAUGAACACUUAAGGUCAAAGAGGAGGAGGAAGAGGAGGAGGUGCUCCAGGCACUGGAGCAAAGAUUCCUCUGCAGCUUGUGAAGGGGAGCAUGGUGGAACAGAUACUUCCAUUCAGCCUGUGGUGAGGGCCACUGUGGAGCAGGUAUUUUGUUGCAGCCCAUCCACCCCAUGCCAAAAAGAUGGAUAUUCCCUGAAGGAACUGUGAUCCAUGGACAGGAGCCCAUGCAGGAGCAAAUUCUGACAGAAAACAUGACCUAUGGAGGACUCCCACUGGAGCAGUUCAUGAAGGACUGCAGCCUAUGAGGAAGACUCAUGCUGGAGCAGGAGAAAAGUGUGAGGAGGAAGGAGCAGCAGAGAGGAGCAGUUAUGACCUCAUCACAACCUACCAUGCCCUGUCUGCCAUUUGCUGCUCAAGGAUCUAUUUUAACUGGCAAUAAAUUAAAUCAGUUUUCCCCAAGCUGAGUCUGUUUUGCCCAUGACAGUAACUGAUCUUCCUGAGAGAUAGCCAAUUGGAUACCAGACAAACAAACAAAAGGAGUAAUCAGACUCCACUAACCUUUUUCACCUUGAUUAGGAUGAAGGAUGAAAAUCAGCAGCCCUUUUCUGUGGAACAGGGUUUCUGGAGGAACUUGCUUCUUUCUUUUCGGAUUAUAUUGGCAUAAAGACGUCAGGGUAUUGAAUGGAAAAUGUUGUGAGUUUAUACACGCCAGUCAGUGUUCCAUCACUUUUUGAAGCAGCGUUGGUAAUGCACUGCUGACAUGGCUGAACAAAGGCAACGUGCUUUGUCAACAUCAGGGGAAGCACUAUAUGAAAUCCUGGCCCUAGAGAAGGGAGCAACACAUGAUGAGAUUAAGAAGUCCUACAGAAAACUGGCUCUGAAAUACCAUCCAGACAAGAACCCGGACAAUCCAGAGGCUGCAGAAAAAUUUAAAGAGAUCAACAGUGCUCACGCAACAUUGACUGAUCUGUCCAAGCGAAACAUAUAUGACAAGUAUGGAUCCUUAGGGCUCUAUGUGGCAGAACAGUUUGGUGAGGAAAAUGUUAACACCUACUUCAUACUCUCAAGCUGGUGGGCAAAGGGCCUGUUUGCAGUCUGUGGCCUGCUGACGGGCUGCUACCUCUGCUGCUGCCUCUGCUGCUGCUUCAACUGCUGCUGUGGGAAGUGUAAACCCAAAGCACCCGAAGGGGAAGAGCAGGAGUUUUGUGUGUCUCCAGAAGAUUUGGAAGAGCAAAUCAAGAACGACAUGGAAAGAGAUGGAGAAACUCCUAUCAUGCUUCAGCCGACUAAUGCGACCGAGAAGACACAGCUAAUAGGGGACAGCCGUCGGAGCUAUCGCACAGACUCCUAGAGCCAGCAAACACAACCUGUUGGUGAUUCCCACUGAGAACAAACACACUGAUAAGCUCUGCAGCCUGUGUUUGUAGUUGUCUUUAAGCUAAUCAAGAGUAACCUGAGAGAAUUUCCUAUCAAGGCAGAAUCUCCCUCUAGGCCACUUCCCAUUGGUUGAUAUCUGCACUCUGCAAGGAGAUACCUAGGGCUGCUACAGAGCUCUACCCACCAGCAUACUCAUGGCUUCAAACUGCUAUGCUCAGCAUGGUCUUUCCCUCUAACAAUACUUCCUUUUGUAUAGUUGCUCUCCUCCAGGCCCUUAGCUGUGGGUUCACCUCCCAGACACAAUCCCAAGUCCCUUUCUGGACACACCAGCUCCAUCUCUGCCUGCCCUGGGAAUACUCCUCGCAUGCUGAAGUUUUGCUGGAUGUGAAGCAUUCCCAUGAAGAGAAUCCUGAAAAUGCUCUUUAGCAUAGCUCAGAGGCAAAGUUGAUGACAAGGCAGAUGGGGCUGUCCUUCCAGGAGACUAAAUGCUCUUUGGAAAGCAGUGAACAGCUUGCCUGGGCCCAGCGUUGGCAGUUAUAAACUUGAGCCAGGACAAAGUGCUUGGAGAUUGUUCUGAAGAUGGUUACAACAUGGGUCACUCCAAAUCCUGUAGCCUCAUCCAGCACCAGAAGCACACAAGGGCUUUGUACCUUCACCUGCAAACACAGGAGAGGGUGGGCAAGCACCCUGUGGAGGGGAAGGCUGCCCUGGGCUGCCUCAGUGCCUCUCUCCUGUCCCCAUAGCUGGUGACAGCCCCAAGGCAAAGCUUCCCUGAUCCUGCCCAGUCAGGCCUGCUGCCCAUGUCAUGCGGCCCUGGCUUCUCCAGCUGCAGCUGCAGUGUGCUGGAAAUUGAUCCCCAGCCAGCAGCUUUCAGCUGGAGUUCUUAUUGUACCAUGCCCCUGGCUGCUGGCCCCACUGCCCUGCUGGAACUGGGCUGGGAGCCACUGCACCAGCGCUGGCAACCACAGCUGUGGAACCAGCAAGGACUCGGCAAGGCAGGCAAGCAGCAGAGGAGCAACUAUCCUCACAGCCCAGGUCCUCCCCUCUGCCCCAGGCACAGGGGGUUUAAGAGCACAUGGCAUGAUUUAAAAUAAAGAGGUAGGGAUGAGGUGUAUUGCUGGUGGGUACAGCAUGAAGAAAGUAAGCCCCUAAUUUGUAAGAAAGAGAUGAAGAAACACCUCUUAGAUCCUAAACUUAGCCCUUCUGUGGUUGGGCAUAAUAGUUCAAGCCUUAGACAGCUGCAUUUCUUCUUAAUCAUUAUGUUACACCAAUCACUGUCAGUCCUGUAUGUUUGCUAUUUCUGCUCUUCUAAUCAAAGUGCUGUGGUCCAAAGGGGGGUAUAAUGUUACACUAUACUAUAUAGACCAGUGAAUACAUAGCUAGUCAAAAACGUUAAAAUUGGAUCCUGCAGUUGUGAAACAUUAUUAUCUUUCUUCUAUUCUCACCUUUCACAUCAAAUGUCAUCCCACAGCAGCUAAAUAUAUGGGAAAAGAGUGUGUUUCAUAGACCCAGCUGUAACUUCGAAGUCAAGAAAUACUACUUUCAACAUUUCUUUAAAGUUCCCGUAACACACGGACAUUUUAAAAGCCAUUAAUUCCACUUCAGGUUAUAUAUCUGUUCUCCAAGUGCAGGCAGUGGGGCCAGCUGACAUACACAUUGCCCUCAGAAAUAGCCCUAUUUUUCUGCCCCAGAGUAAAGUCCUGGCAUGGCUGGGGCUGUGCACAGGCACUCACUUUCCUCCUCCCCAUGGGCUCCUCUUUGUCCUCAGUUGUAUGUUGCAAUACUUUGGAGGCCACUCAUAUGUACGUAAAUCCAGGGUGCCAUCCUGCCUGCUAAGCGGUGCUGCGGGAAUGUGCCCAUCCAUCCCAGUUGUGGAUGUGCUUUGGUGGCACCAUCCUGCUGCUGAGGGGAUGUGAGCCCAGAAGACACAUUCAUGUGCUGCGCACCUUACCUCUGGGUGGCCAGACUAUCUCCUGCUCCCAUGGAAGUCAACAAGAUUUACACCCUUGAUUUCAACAGCAGCUACAGAGCAGGCCUAAAACCAGGGAGGGAAAGGGAAAUCCCAGAUUAGCAAAAACAAUGGGGGGGGGGGGGGGCGAUUGUUUCACAUACAACACCUUUGACAUCCCUCAGGGCCCCAUUAUGGGCCAGAGCCAAAAUUUACUGAAAUCAAGGAAGUAAUCUCCAUAGGCUUGAAAUGUGACCACGAGUCAUGUGGUUCUUAUUUGCUCUUUCUAAAUGAGACAUUUUUCUUGGGAAAGGUUUAUGACUCGAUCCUGCAGUGUGAUGCAAAAGUAGACAAGCUGCUGCAUGUCUGCAAAGCCCUUUUACAGACACAGGGACCUGUACUA